Messenger RNA from Diceros bicornis minor, 2213 nucleotides. RefSeq names its product dynein axonemal assembly factor 10 (gene DNAAF10). The transcript is spliced from 9 exons. NCBI's taxonomy places the organism in Eukaryota, Metazoa, Chordata, Mammalia, Perissodactyla, Rhinocerotidae. The coding region runs from base 312 to 1451 and encodes 379 amino acids. Gene Ontology annotation, molecular function: ubiquitin binding. The record is from RefSeq and is a predicted model, not a curated record.
UAUGCCUGAUUCUUAGAGUUUCCCUCUGGCCCCGCUAUUGGCAGCCAAAGUAUUCUGUGAUCUCUAAUCUGUGUAUGUGCGAAAGGCAGUAGGUAGAAACGAUAAACGUUUGUGCCGUCGUGAAGAAAAAUCUUGUGUGACUUCAGUAGCGCAUCUGGCAUUACCUGAGACAACUAAAUCCAACUAGCGAGGGUUUAGGGGCGAGUACGCAAACGGAAGGGACAAUCGUCAAUAUUUGGAGUCUGGUUUCCAGGUUAGUGUUUUGUCAGGGUCUGGGUGUGCCGGUUGGCAGAGGCGAAAUCGGCUGGACCAUGUCGGCCUUCGAGAAGCCUCAGAUCAUCGCUCAUAUCCAGAAGGGCCUCAACUACACGGUGUUUGACUGUAAGUGGGUGCCCUGCAGCGCCAAAUUUGUGACCAUGGGCAACUUCGCACGGGGGACCGGCGUCAUUCAGCUGUACGAGAUCCAGCACGGUGACCUAAAGCUGCUUCGGGAGAUUGAAAAGGCCAAACCCAUUAAAUGUGGAACAUUUGGUGCAACAUCUUUACAGCAGAGAUAUUUAGCUACUGGAGAUUUUGCUGGAAACCUUCAUAUAUGGAAUUUGGAAGCUCCGGAGAUCCCAGUAUAUUCUGUAAAGGGCCAUAAAGAAAUUAUAAAUGCUAUAGAUGGUGUAGGUGGACUAGGAAUCGGGGAAGGAGCGCCUGAAAUCGUGACUGGCAGCCGAGAUGGAACUGUGAAGGUGUGGGACCCAAGACAGAAAGAUGAUCCUGUUGCCAAUAUGGAACCUGUACAAGGAGAAAACAGGAGAGACUGUUGGACUGUGGCAUUUGAUAAUGUUGACCUAGUUUGGAACCAAAUGCCAUUAAUGGAGCUAAACAGAGCCUCAAAGGCAAACGGCAACGCUUAUAAUCAAGAGGAGCGUGUUGUUUGUGCUGGCUAUGACAAUGGAGAUAUCAAACUGUUUGAUCUCAGAAACAUGUCAUUGCGGUGGGAGACAAACAUAAAAAAUGGGGUAUGUAGCUUGGAGUUUGACAGAAAAGACAUAAGUAUGAAUAAAUUAGUAGCUACGUCCCUGGAGGGAAAGUUUCAUGUUUUUGACAUGAGAACACAGCAUCCAACCAAAGGUUUUGCCUCCGUUUCGGAAAAGGCUCAUAAAUCGACUGUGUGGCAGGUCCGACACCUGCCGCAGAACAGGGAGCUCUUUCUGACCGCGGGCGGCGCCGGCGGCCUUCACCUCUGGAAGUACGAAUACCCUAUUCAGCGGUCAAAGAAAGAUUCCGAGGGUGUGGAGAUGGGAGUCGCGGGCUCGGUCAGCCUCCUGCAGAAUGUGACAUUGUCUACCCAGCCCAUUUCCAGUUUGGACUGGAGUCCAGAUAAAAGGGGUCUCUGCAUCUGUAGUUCAUUUGAUCAAAUGGUGAGAGUACUGAUUGUUACAAAACUCCAUAAAAUUUGAUCUGAAGACUUUGGACUUGAAACCUUCCAGAGGAACACUCAUGGAAUUUAGAAUAAGUUUUUCCUCUGACCCUCAUUGAACAGAGUUGGAUUUGACUGAUGAACAAAGGCCCCAGCAAACCUCCGGCUAGCCUCUCUCUGGGUGUGAAAUGCCGAGUGGUGUGUCCCGGCGACCUGGCUGGAUGCUGGUUUGCUGCUGCUCGUGGGGCCACCACUGUCUCUAGCUCCAGCUCUGUGCCUUUCCUAAUAAAAAGUUGAUACUUGUCUAUAUUUAAACAUAUUUUAAAUUUGUUCUGCAUCCCCAGAGUUCCAUAUUUAUCAUAACACUUGUGUUUUAGGGUUACAAUGUUGUGGUAGGGAUCACUUAAUUUGGUUUAAGCUAGUUUGCUUUGGUAAGACUACUGUGAAUUACCCUUCAUAAAUACACUCUGAGAGAUUUCAGUGUCAGUACAUUUCUAUAAAGAAUAUUACUUUAUAAAAUACCAACAUGGCAUGGUCAGACUAGAUUUGAGUAACUGUUUUCAGCAGUAUAACUCAUAAAAUGAAAUACUAUGAUUUACAAUGACCUCUUUUUUACUUAAAAAACAGAAGUUGAAUUAGUGAGACUUUUGAUUGUUGACUGGUGAUGUUGAGAUGUACAAGAUUGUGGGGUUUUGUAGCCUUAUUUUUUGUCAAACUUUUAUAUAUUUUAUGAAUAAAUUUCUGUUUUUGAAAUCUUUGAUUCUUUUGACUUAAUAGUAAUAAAGCCAACAUCAUCACUUCU